CACACAGACACUGAAAGUUUCAGGCUUGAAGUUAGCAGAAGAGUGAAAAUUUCACUGCCUCCAGGUCCGCAGAUAUCAACAAGUUUAAGGGACUAUUCCCCAUCCGUAUCAGCUCUCUGAUGCAGACAGAAAAAGCAACUGACCGUCUUCCUCACGCUCCAUAAGCCACAUCAGCACACUCGGAACUGCGGCCCCCCACGCCACCGGGCACACGGCUGCGCCUGCCCAGCUGCUCCCGCAGCACCCUUCUGCCCCCGCUGCCGGCACAGCAGCGGGUCACAGCCCCGCGCAGGGGAGCUGCCGCCUGCCCCAACGCCUGCGCUAGAGAAAGGAAGCAACAAAGGCACCCCUGGGUUGUUCCACGAACACUUACGUCUUUCUGUCACCUCUCUUCUAGGUAACUUCCACGUGGUUUAGCUAUUUGAAUGCUGGUUUUAAUUGCGUCAAUCAGCACAUUUAAAAACCACAGACGCAUUUAAAAAACACCAGUAGAGGCAGCGAGGGGGAAAGGUUAACAUGCUAUUGGACCAUGAGGAAGCAGUCGCAGAGAGACACCGAGCACUAAUAGCCUGAUGCUCCGGAGACCCCAGAGACCAGUAAGACAGGUUCUUUACAUCUCCUGACAGCAAAACCAACGCGCACAAGAAGUUUACCAUGUCAAACGUUUCACAAUGCUAUAUCAAAACCGAAAUGGAACCUUUUACCUAUUUUUACUACUUAAUUUUUCUAAUGGGUUUUCUGGGGAGUUGUUUUGCACUAUGGGCAUUCACACAAAAAGGUCAAAAACAGAAGUGUAUGAGCAUCUACUUAACUAACCUCUUAACGGCAGACUUUCUGUUGACUUUGGCGUUGCCAGUGAAGAUAAUUGUUGACCUAGGAGUUGCGUCCUGGAAACUGAGAAUAUUCCACUGUCAAGUUACAGCCUGUUUCAUCUACCUGAACAUGUAUUUAUCAAUUAUAUUCUUGGGAUUUGUAAGCAUGGAUCGUUGCCUUCAGCUAAUGCACAGUUGCAAGAUCUACCGCAUUCAAGAGCCUGGAUUUGCCAAGAUGUUGUCUGCAGUUGUAUGGACAAUGAUUCUCCUUAUAACAGUGCCCAACAUGGCUAUUCCAAUAAAAAACAUUGAAGAAAGGCCUAAUGCAGGGUGCAUUGAUUUCAAAACAAAAUUUGGAAGAGACUGGCACGUGUUUACCAAUUUUGUAUGUACAGCAAUAUUCCUGAACUUUUCAGCUGUGAUACUGAUUUCCAAUUUCCUUGUUGUUAGACAACUCUACAGAAACAAAUACAGUGAGAGUUACGCGAAUGUGAAGAAGGCCAUGAUCAACAUAUUGCUUGUAACAGCAGGCUACAUACUGUGUUUUGUUCCAUACCACAUCGUUCGCAUUCCCUACACUUUGAGCCAGAAUGAUGCCAUAACCAACUGCUCUCUGAAGCAAAUACUCUUUCAAGCAAAAGAAUCUACCUUGCUGUUUGCAGUAUCAAACCUCUGUUUUGACCCUAUUCUGUAUUAUCACCUUUCCAAUUCAUUCAAAUUGAAAGUUACCGAGACUUUCAUAGCACCCAAAGAGACAAAGGCUUUCACAGAUGACGAGACAGAACACAGAAACAAACAGCAGGUGCAGACAUACGGAUUCUGAACUACAUGGAAACUGUGUACAAACACAGGAUAUAAACAGCGAUUGUGCAAUUGGAAGCAUGGCUACUAGGGUCCACAACAUUAUUGUUGAAUCAUAAGCCCAAGCAGAAGGAAAAAACUUGAAUGACAGUACUAAUUGCUUUGUUGUACGUUCACAUGGUAGGUCUGAACUAGCAGAACGUUUGAUACUGCUUUUCAGAAAUAUUUCAGUGUACCAGUGACAACCUAUGAAGAAUCAGCAACACUUGAGAAUAUUUUUUUUCAUACUCAAAUAUACAUUCUAAUUAUUUACGGUAAACACCUGAACUCACCCUAGGUAAAAUAUUGCAUACUAUAUUAAAUGACUUGGUGCAAUGUAGUAAAGAUUUUUUUUAAAAGAGGAGUUCAUUACCUGCACAGCUCUUCGUAGUUAAAAUUAACCUAAAAGCAUCUUAAAGAUUAUUACUUGUUCUAGAAAGCAAUUUUCAGCUGAACUGAUUAGUAAAUACUGUAUUCGCUUACAUUUCAUCUGCAGUUUUCAUAAAUAAAUUUAUUGUUCUUAUCAA
Molecule: messenger RNA, 2179 nt
Organism: Oxyura jamaicensis (ruddy duck)
Lineage: Eukaryota; Metazoa; Chordata; Aves; Anseriformes; Anatidae
Gene: GPR171
Product: G protein-coupled receptor 171
Exons: 2
Coding region: 655-1635 (326 amino acids)
Biological process (GO): G protein-coupled receptor signaling pathway
Cellular component (GO): membrane
Molecular function (GO): G protein-coupled purinergic nucleotide receptor activity
Source: RefSeq, a predicted model, not a curated record